AUUCAAAAGCCGGCGCAGUGCCGACCAGAAGCUUUUGUGAAAUUAAACUGGAAGGUGAUCCGGGUUGGGAGACAUUUCGGUUCGACCUUCACGGCAGCAGCAUAUUAUAGUCUUCUUGUCAAAAGGAAUGCAUGAAGAAGAAGAAGAAGGAACUUCCUCGUGCUCUCACUCCACGUAACGAACCAUUUGGAAAACCCCAACGCAUGUUCAGGUGUAAUUCUCGUAAUUCUCUUCCAGCACAUUCAUCACCAGGACCUCCAACCUAUUUGCUCCUUUGUCCUACAAUUUCAUAAGUCGACUCCUUCCACUAGCAGAAAAUCGGGAAUGCAUAUUGUGCGCGUUCUUCUGAUCCUUCUCGCUUGGAGGCCAAGGCAGCAGACUGUGUCUUCGAAACCCUUACGUCGGAAGGCAGCAGAUCUCGAGAUGGAUGCCCCGCAAUUGAAGCGCCCGCCUCACAUUUUUAAAACUGAUAUUCAAGAGAGCCUCCAAUGGCGAAUGGAGAACUCUGCGGGGAAGCGACAGGCGAGGGAAGAAGUUCUCUUCGUCCAUAAACCAACUCCUGCGCCAACUUAUUAUACUGCGAAGCACAAGACAAGCAAGCGGUGCUCGGACGACUUCGACUGCAUGCGAGUCUUGGGCCAGGUGUGCAACAUCGAGAAGCAAGGCUCGACGGGAACCUGUCAGUGCCCCGACAGCACACCUGUUCAUGUAGUGGAGCACGACCAGCCAAGAUGUGUCUCUGCUCGCCUGAUCUUUGAGGACUGCGCGGACACCGCCGAAUGUGCGUUCCUCAACCCUUAUGUGGAAUGUGUGAACCAGAUCUGCACCUGCUCGCCACCGAACGUUAUGAAAAGGAAGGACCUGUGCAUCCCAGCUUCAGCAUCCAAUACUACUUCCCCGGCGGCCAACGUGUUCGCCAUACUUCUCAUGAGCAUCGGAGCUAUCGGAGGCAUUGUAGCUCUUGUGGCCAGUUUCAAUGCCACGUUUCGCUCUACCUCCACACCGCCCGGUUUCCCGGUCCCGUUCACGCCGAGACCCAGCACGGAAUUCUGGACCCCCGGACCGCACAGCCCGCUCCUCACCUCCACACCGCUCCGUGGCCACCUGGACGGUCGUGGCCAAUGGCCUGCCUGUGGCAUGGACGUCACGGUCCCGCUGGAGCAGCCAGCCCCGGCCGCUGCGGGGAGAAGACCCGUCACGGACUCCUGCCCCGUUCAGGGGUCUCACACUAACAGACAGGCACCCCUCGGACCCCCUCCAACCUCUGACCGCCGAGGAGAGGCGGAUUCUCUGUCCGCAAUGUUAAGUACCCGAGGUGCGCAUGGGGACCCACCGCAGAGGCGCCCUGCACCGAGCCCGCCUCGAAGCAACCCGCACAGUGUCCGACGUUGCCACCGCCAUCACUACAUUACGUCGCCUUCGUCCCGAACUGCUGGUGGAGUCCGCACCUGCCAGGCAGCCCACAACACAACCGGUUCCUCCGGUACCCGACGACGCCAUUCUCGACAUCACCGACGAUCUGAUGGCCCUUUAAGGGGGGAGGAGUGUGGUCGAGCACCACGAAGCUUUCUACACAAGCCCCUGGAUGGCGCUUCAGCAAGUGUCUCAACCUUGGCCUCCGAUAAGAGGGGCGUUGCUUCAAAGAUAAAAGGCAGGGUGCGACAGGGGAAGGGAGCUUUUUCAGGGAGAUGCUUGCCCUGGCGCGGUACACGUUGUGGCAGAGAAGGUGAAUAAACGAUGUUGUUGCAUUGAA
Ornithodoros turicata is the source of this 1753-nucleotide messenger RNA. RefSeq lists its product as uncharacterized. The coding region runs from base 325 to 1734 and encodes 469 amino acids. Lineage: Eukaryota; Metazoa; Arthropoda; Arachnida; Ixodida; Argasidae. The record is from RefSeq and is a predicted model, not a curated record. The transcript has 7 exons.